AUGUCACCAAGUAAGCGAAGAGCAUGGACACAAGAUGUAACCACUAUUUAGGAAGAUGACAUAAUCCGAGAGCUGGUAUACCUUUUUACUAUAACUGGGGGUAUUUUAAUUAUUUUAUUUUCCCUCAUUUCUCAGUUUCUCUUAUUAAGCAUAUCCGAAUUCGGAACUAAACGAUGGUCGCUCAUAGCUCAGCUGCUAACUGAAAGAGCUUCUACAAAAGACAAGCACACCAAAUCCAGAACGGGCAAACAAUGCAGGGAAAGAUGGCACAACCACCUCGACCCAGGGAUCAAAAAGAACACAUGGACCAAGGACGAAGAAAAUACCAUUUUCAAGUACCAGAGGAUCCUCGGGAACAAGUGGUCGGAAAUCGCUUCUCACUUGCCAGGAAGAUCUGAUAACUCCAUCAAGAACCACUUUUACAGCACACUCAGGAAAAAGCUGAGGAAUUACAACAGGUUUAGCUUGGGAGACGAAAGGUUCAAUGGAUCCAUCAAGGAGGUGCUGCAAAACCAUGAACUUAUGGGUGAGUUACUAAAUUAUCCAAGCUCUGAAUACGAGAUCGGAAAAUGGGAAACUCCAAGGUGAAGCACCGAGGAAAGUUCUGAGGACACCGAAGAGCAGCUGGAAGCUAGCUCUAAACCUAAAACAGAAGCAGAAAUUGACGACGCAUCCACCAUCCUCUGCUCCCUUUAUGACGCCAGAGAAGACUCUUUAACUUCCUGCCCAUCCUCUCCAAGGUCAAGUGAAGCUGAUUUUGGUAGUUUUGAAAGCAUAGUGACUCCUACUAUGAUUAUCAGGGCUGCAGCUUUGGAUAUCCUUUUUCCUAUUAUUUUCAGUUAGUUUAUAGUAAAAAUAAGAUUAUAUUAUUCAGCAGAGACCAGAAUAUCAAGCACUUUGAUUUUUCUGAGCCAAGCCAAAAUCAAUUUUCCUUUGACCAUAGGUGUGGAGGCAGCCCGAAAGGAUUUCAGCUUACCAAUUCAUUACACAUCAUAGAAGCUUAA
Messenger RNA from Blepharisma stoltei, 1004 nucleotides. The record is from the annotation of a GenBank genome assembly. Lineage: Eukaryota; Ciliophora; Heterotrichea; Heterotrichida; Blepharismidae.